Molecule: messenger RNA, 717 nt
Organism: Vigna umbellata (rice bean)
Lineage: Eukaryota; Viridiplantae; Streptophyta; Magnoliopsida; Fabales; Fabaceae
Source: RefSeq, a predicted model, not a curated record
AUGGCUUCGAUGCCAUUGCUGAAUGCUUGGUGGUUAUCAUUCCCUGGUAGUGCUGGGUGUGCUGGGAGAUCUGGUGGUGCUGUGGCAUUCUUUGGGAGAUCUGGUGGUACUGUGGCAUUCUUCGGCGAGAGGAAGAAGACAGAAGUGGGUGAGGGUGAUUACACAGAUCAAUUUUCCACUGAUCAAAUAUUCCCAACACGCGCCAAUUUAAUUGAAUGGGUUCGAAAGAUUGCAUUUGAUCUUGGAUUUGUUGUCGUCAUUAUAAGAUCUGACACAGCAACUGGUGAAGCUGGUAGAAAGACAUUUAUUUUGUUAGGCUGUGAAAGAAGCGGGAAGUAUAGGAAGUAUAAGCCAGAUGUUCAACCUAGUUUCUCUGGCACAAGAAAAUGUGAGUGUUCGUUUAGGUUGAGGGGUAAACCUAAAGGAGAUGGUUGGGUGUUAAAGCUUAUGUGCGGCUAUCACAACCAUGAAUUAGCAGAGACUUUGGUCGGUCAUCCUUUCGCGGGUAGGUUAAAUGUUGUUGAACAAUCAAUUCUUGUGGACAUGACUAAUAGUCUAGUAAAGUCGUCAAAUAUUCUUUUGACUCUGAAAGAACAUAAUGAAGAUAAUGUGACCACGAUAAAGCAAAUAUAUAAUGCGAGGUACACGUACAAACGAUCUUUGAAAGGGUCUAGAACUGAAAUGCAGCAUUUGAUGCUGGGUACAGUGGGUAAGUAA